UUGCGGAUGUGGGCAGCGGCGGCUCGCAGCCUGACGUCCCCUCAACCUCGGCUCAGCCUCCGUGUAGCUCAGCCUCCCCUCCCCUCAAUCCUGCCCCAGCCUCAGCUGAGCCGGGCGGCAAGAUGAAGGCCACAAAGAAAGUUAGAAAUGUCUGUGCACCUCAGAGUGACGACAUUCGGAAACGGCUCCCUCCCAUCCAUCCAACACCCGAAUCAAUUGUGAAUAAUGAAAUUUCCACAAGCAAACUCAUGAGUUACAGUUCCAGCAAAUAUUACCAGCAGUUACUUGGCAAAAUCAUGAUUGAUGAUGCGCGUAGGAUUUAUGAUGAAGUGAUGCAGGAGAUUGAGAAGAAAGAACCAACUCCCCCUGAACCUCAGUUUCCAUCCACAAUGAACAGCAAGCAGAAGCAGCGAAGGCUGAACUACCUGUUCAUGAAGCGUUGUGUAGAGAGCAGUCCUGUGGUUCCCAUCCAGCAGCAGUGGCUGGACUCCAUCCUGACCCGGGUGCCGCCGUCACUGAGAGAGGGGAAGGUGCGGGAGCUCAUCGUGCGGGAUCUGUUUGAAGAAGUCACCAAAGAUUUUGAGAAGAGCAUGAAGAGGUUUCUGGUGAGGAGUGUUCUAGUGAAGCCAGAAGUGAAGGGGCUUGAGUAUGAAGAUUCGGAGCCACUUCCACAGGAACCCCCACGUGAUGGUUUGGACUUCUCGAACCCCUGGCAUGAGAGCUUUGUAAAAGCUCGAGAGGAGAUUAAAAAAAAUCUCUACAUCCUACACCCAGUGCUGCAGGCGGUUUUGGAUUUAGGGUACCUCACCUUCGCCCACCUGCUGCUGCUGGAUCUGUCCGAUUGUAGAGGCAAAGGGCCGAUUGAAUGUGAAUCUUUCAAGAACAAUGUGGUGAUCGAGCACGGCAAAAUGGAGAAGAAAAUAAUGACCACAUGGUACCCCAAAGUCCUCAGUCUCCUCACCGACAAACACAAGAUCAAGCAAAUCAAGAAUGAGAGAAUCGAAUGCUUCUACUGCAGUGCCAGUGUACUGAUAGGUAACCAGUUGCAAGAAUUCCUUGGAAGGACAGUGAAGGCCUACAUCGACCUUUUCGAUGACGUGGACAAGUACAAGAUGCCCCAGUUUAAGAUGGACUUAAUCUUCGACGAAGACAAAAUGGAAUUCUACCCCACUUACUCGGAUCUGGAGGAAACUGUUCUGUUUGUGAUUACCAAGAUAGAGGAUGCCAUGCAGAAUGUCCUGACGGUGCAGUCCUGGCUGUCUGACAAUAACAUCGACGAAAUUGAGAAUAUCAAGGCCAAACCAUCGGCUGACCUCCUGAAGUGGGCGUACGCAACCCUCAAAGUCACCGUCAAAAACAACUUCCAAGGAGCAGCUGAACAUUUCCAACAGUACGUCGAUAACUACGACUGGCUGAUAAACGGGACGGCUAAACAACGGAUACAGACAUUCAUGGAGGAAGAUCACACCUUUGAUGAAUACACCAAAUUUAUAGACCAGUUCCGCCACCUGGCUGUGGAGAUCGUCAGCCUGCAGAAGGUCGCUCACUUCCACAUGGUGCGGCUAGAAUGCGAGGACAUCAAACACGGGCUCUCGGAGAAAGCAAGGAGCUUUGCGGAAAUGCUGUUGGACGGGCUGGUCGCGAAACAUCGAGAGGAAAACGAGCGAAUUUGUCAGGAGUUUGAGAAUAUUGUUGACAAGGCUCUGAACAUUCCCGAGGCCACGAAGGAAAUGCUGGAGAUGAUAGACUACGUGAAUGAAGCCAAGAGUAAAGGCAUCGCGGCGUUGAAUGAGAGAAUUAAAGAGCUUCACCUGAGACUGGAGUAUCUGUUGGACGUUUAUAUAUUCGAUCAGACAGACCUCGAUCUACAUGUCACUGUUCUCUUGUGGCCCAAGAAGAUCGUACCUAUUUUUGAUGAAAAUGAUGACCUGGUUGAGAAGGCAAAGCUGAAGGGCGAGACGGAGCUGCUGGCCAAGCGGGAGAAACUGAUCGUGGAGCUGGAGAAACUGUCACACCGCUCGGAGGAAUUUACCCAGUGCUCCGAACUUGACCUGAUGCCCCAGUACGUGAAUGAUGUACGGACGGUCCAGAAGAGGCUGCAAGAUGCAGAGGAGUUAAUCGAAUACAUCAACAGUGAAGAGGUCCUGUACAAGUGGGACUUGACCACCUAUCCACUGGCUGAUAUCAUCAAAGUCAACACUGAGCCCUUCCAGAAACUCUUUGCUCUGGUUCUCAAAUGGCAACGCAGCGAAAAGAAAUGGAUGGACGGCUCAUUCCUCGACCUGAACGGAGAAAGCCUGGAGGCGGAGGUCGACGAGUUCUUCCGCGAGGUUUACAAGAUGCUGAAGUACUUCCGGCAGAAGGAAAAGAAGGCCGAGCUGGAGAAGAAGAAGGUAGCCCCCCGCAGGCGGGUGGUGGCCGAGGAGGAGGUGGCCGAGGAGAAGAAGGAGAACGCCACCAUGGCCAUGUGUGACGUGGUCCUGUCCCAAAUCAGGGACUUCAAGGAAGUUGUUCCCAUUGUGUCCAUACUGUGCAACCCGGGAAUGAGACCCCGCCACUGGUCGCAGAUGUCCGAGGUGGUGGGAUAUGACUUAACCCCAGACUCGGGCACCACUCUGAGGAAAAUGCUCAGGUUGAAUCUCACUCCCUUCUUGGAGAAGUUUGAAGAGACCAGUGCUGCGGCCAGCAAGGAAUUCUCGUUGGAAAAGGCCAUGCACACCAUGGAUGAGGCGUGGGAGUCCAUCAGCUUCAAUACAAGUUUGUAUCGAGAUUCCGGUGUCUCCAUCCUGUCGGCUGUGGACGAGAUUCAAACCAUCCUCGAUGACCAAAUCAUCAAGACCCAGACGAUGAGGGGGUCACCAUUCUGUAAACCUUUUGAAGAUAAAAUCAAGCUCUGGGAGGAGCGGCUGAUCAACAUCCAGGAGACCAUCGAUGAAUGGCUGAAGGUCCAGGCACAGUGGCUCUACCUCGACCCCAUCUUCUCCUCCGAGGACAUCAUGCAGCAGAUGCCCGAGGAGGGCCGGCUCUUCCAGACGGUCGACAGGAACUGGAAGGACAUCAUGAGACACUGCGUGAAAAACCCCAAGGUUCUGACAGCUACAGCCAUGACGGGAUUACUAGCGAAACUGCAGGACUGUAACAAUCUACUGGAGAAAAUCAUGAAGGGACUCAACGCGUACCUGGAGAAAAAACGUCUCUUCUUUCCCAGGUUCUUCUUCCUCUCGAAUGACGAGAUGCUGGAGAUCCUGUCGGAGACCAAGGACCCACUGAGGGUGCAGCCCCACCUCAAGAAAUGCUUCGAGGGCAUCAACCGGCUGGAGUUCCUGCCCAACCUGGACAUCAGCGCCAUGUUCAGCAGUGAGGGCGAGAGGGUUGAGCUGAUCCAGAGGAUCUCCACGUCUGAAGCGCGCGGAGCCGUGGAGAAGUGGCUGGUUCAAGUGGAAGACAUCAUGUUGAGGAGUGUACUGGAUGUCAUAGCUCGAUCACAGGAGGAUUACCCGGAGAGGAAGAGGAAUGAGUGGGUGGUCAGCUGGCCCGGCCAGGUGGUCAUCUGUGUGUCUCAGAUCUUCUGGACGGCCGAGGUUGAGAAGGCAAUUCAAAUCGGAUCGCAGGGCCUCAACGUGUACAAUGGCAAACUGCAGCAGCAACUGAACAACAUCGUGGAGCUGGUGAGGGGGAAACUGUCCAAACAAACGCGCAUCACACUCGGUGCCCUGGUCACCAUCGAUGUUCACUCCCGGGAUGUGGUCGAAGGCUUGAUCGAGAAAGAGGUUUCUAGUCAGACGGACUUCAACUGGCUUGCCCAGCUGCGGUACUACUGGACUAAUGAGAACGUCCGGGUCCACAUCAUCAACUGCAACGUCAAGUAUGCUUACGAGUAUCUGGGCAACUCGCCGCGGCUGGUGAUCACCCCACUCACAGACCGCUGUUACCGUACUCUGAUCGGAGCGUUUUACUUGGACUUGGGCGGGGCUCCCGAAGGCCCAGCGGGAACAGGCAAGACGGAAUCGGUCAAGGACCUGGCCAAGGCGGUGGCCGUCCAGUGUGUGGUCUUCAACUGCUCCGAUGGUCUGGAUUACAUCGCCAUGGGCAAAUUUUUCAAGGGGCUGGCCUCUUCAGGAGCCUGGGCCUGCUUCGAUGAGUUCAAUCGGAUUGAGCUGGAGGUGUUGUCGGUGGUAGCGCAGCAGAUCCUCUGCAUCCAAAGAGCAAAGCAGAACGCUAUGGAGACCUUCGUAUUCGAGGGUACCGAACUACGACUCAAUCCAAAUUGCUUUGUUGCCAUCACCAUGAAUCCGGGCUAUGCCGGCCGCUCUGAACUGCCCGACAACUUGAAGGUGCUGUUCCGGACAGUUGCGAUGAUGGUUCCCAACUAUGCGCUGAUAGCCGAGAUCUCCCUCUACUCCUACGGUUUCCUGAACGCCAAGCCCUUGUCGGUGAAAAUAGUGAUGACCUACAGGUUGUGUUCGGAGCAGCUUUCGUCUCAGUUCCACUACGAUUACGGCAUGCGGGCGGUCAAGGCUGUCCUGGUUGCCGCCGGCAACUUGAAGCUGAAAUUCCCCACUGAGAAUGAAGAUGUGUUGUUACUGCGAUCGAUCAAAGAUGUGAAUGAGCCCAAGUUCCUCUCGCACGAUAUUCCGCUGUUUAGUGGGAUCACAAGUGAUUUGUUUCCUGGUAUUGUUCUCCCUGAAGCUGAUUACCAGCUUUUCCUGGAGUGUUCAGUUGAAUGCUGCUUUAAACAAGGAGUUCAGCCAGUCAAGCCCUUCCUGGCCAAAAUGAUCCAGACCUACGAAAUGAUGAUUGUGAGGCAUGGGUUCAUGCUGGUUGGAGAGCCUUUCUCUGGGAAGACCAAAACUCUACAAGUGCUGGCGGACACGUUGACGCUCAUGAAUGAACGUGGACUGAACGAGGAAGAAAAGGUUGUCCAUCGAACUGUCAAUCCUAAAGCCAUUACCAUGGGCCAACUCUUCGGACAGUUUGAUCUGGUCUCGCACGAGUGGACUGACGGAAUCGUGGCAAACACCUUCCGGGAAUUUGCCUCGGCCGAGACCCCCGAUCGUAAGUGGGUGAUAUUUGACGGGCCCAUCGACACGCUGUGGAUUGAGAGCAUGAACACAGUCCUGGAUGAUAACAAGAAGCUCUGCUUGAUGAGUGGGGAGAUCAUACAGAUGUCCCAACAGAUGAGCCUGAUAUUUGAAGUCAUGGAUCUGUCUCAAGCCUCGCCGGCCACCGUUAGCCGCUGUGGUAUGAUCUAUCUGGAGCCGGCCCAGUUGGGCUGGAAGCCUCUCGUUGUGUCCUGGCUGAACGGGCUGGCUAAGGUGGUGCCUCAGAAGGACCUGCGCAUCAUGCUGGAGGACCUCUUUGACUGGCUGGUCCCAGUUGCCCUGCACGUUCUACGGAAGCAAUGCAAGGAGCUGGUGCCGACCACUGACAGCAACACUGUGAUCUCACUGACCCGACUGUUCGACAUGCUUCUCUGGGACCAGCUGGCGGUCGACCACGAUAGCAAGAACGUUCGCAUCUGGAUAAUGGCUGCGUUUACCUUUUCCCUGAUAUGGUCCAUCGGGGCAUCUUGCGACAUGGCGGGCCGCAUAAUAUUCGAUGCCUUCCUGCGUGAGAUUGUAUCCAUCAAGUCUUCAUAUCAGCCUCUUCCUGCCUCUGUGGGAAAGUGGGAGUGUCCCUUUGAAGAAAAGGGUUUGGUCUAUGACUACAUGUAUGAGUUUAAAGGCAGAGGCCACUGGGUUCACUGGAAUGAAUCGAUCAAAAACAUUAAUUUGGGUGACAAGACGACGAAAGUCCAGGACAUCAUUGUUCCGACAAUGGACACUGUCAGGUAUACCUACCUGUUGGAUUUCUGCAUUACAUCAGGAAAACCGUUACUAUUUGUGGGCCACACGGGUACUGGCAAAUCACUGUACGUUCAGGAUAAGUUGAUGAACAACUUAAACAAGGAGCUGUACGUCCCUUUCUUCAUCAACUUCUCUGCAAGAACCAGCGCCAACCAGGUCCAGACCAUUAUCAUGUCACGUCUGGAUAAGCGACGGAAGGGCGUGUAUGGCCCGCCCAUGGGAAAGAAAUGUGUGAUCUUUGUGGACGACAUGAACAUGCCAGCGCUGGAGAUAUACGGGGCCCAGCCGCCCAUCGAGCUGCUGAGGCAGUUCUUCGACCACGGAAACUGGUAUGACCUGAAGGACACGUCGAGGAUCACCUUGGUGGACAUCCAGCUGGUGGCGGCCAUGGGUCCCCCGGGAGGGGGCCGUAACCCGGUCACGCCCCGGUUCCUGCGCCAUUUCAACAUCUGCACCAUCAACAUCUUCAGCGACGAGACCAUGGUGCGCAUCUUCUCCAACGUCGUGGCCUUCUACCUGCGCAACAACGAGUUUCCCACCGACUUCUUCACCAUCGGGAACCAGAUUGUCAACGCCACGCUCGAGGUCUACAAAAAGGCGAUCGAAAAUCUGCUCCCUACACCAGCCAAGUCCCACUACACCUUUAACCUGCGUGAUUUCUCGCGUGUUAUCCAAGGCUGCCUGUUGAUCAAGAAGGACGCGGUGGAGAGCAAGCGCGUGUUCAUGCGUCUCUUCGUGCACGAGGUGUUCCGAGUCUUCUACGACCGCUUGGUGGACGACACAGACCGCACCUGGCUCUAUAACCUGACCAGGACCAUCGUCAAGGACCACUUCAGGGAGAGUUUCGAUUCAUUAUUUGAUCACCUGGCCAAAGAGAAGGGGCACGUUAUGGAAGAGGACAUGAGAAGUCUGUUGUUUGGAGAUUACAUGAAUCCUGAUUUGGAGGGAGACGACCGCUUGUAUUCGGAGAUUCCCUCGGUUAAAGAAUUUAAUGAAGUCGUUGUAUUGUGCCUCGACGAGUAUAAUCAGACCCAUAAAACACAGAUGAAGCUGGUUAUAUUCAGGUACGUGCUGGAGCAUUUGUCGCGCAUCUGCCGGGUGCUGAAGCAGGCACGGGGCAACGCUCUCCUGGUGGGUGUGGGCGGCAGCGGGCGACAGUCCUUGACCCGUUUGGCCACUGCCAUGGCCAAGAUGAGCAUCUUCCAGCCCGAAAUCUCCAAGGCCUACGGCAUCAACGAAUGGCGGGAGGACUUGAAGAACCUGUUGCGGAGUGCGGGCAUGAGGGGCCACCCCACUGUGUUCCUGAUCACGGACACACAGAUCAAAGAGGAGGCGUUCCUGGAAGACGUCGACAGUCUGCUCAACACCGGCGAAGUGGCAAAUCUAUUUGCACCUGACGAGAAGGGGGAGAUCAUGGAGGGGGUGCGGCCUGCUGCACAGGCGGGGAACAAGCACGCGGAGUUCAGCCCCCUGGCGCUCUUUGCCUUCUUUGUGAGCCGGUGCAGGGAGAACCUGCACGUGGUGGUGGCGUUCAGCCCCAUCGGUGACGCCUUCCGUAACCGCCUGCGGCAGUUCCCUUCCCUCAUCAACUGCUGCACCAUCGACUGGUUCCAGCCUUGGCCUGAAGAUGCGCUGGAACGUGUGGCCAACAGUUUUCUGGAGACGCUGGAUUUGACAGAGUUUGAACGAGCUGAAAUUGUCCCUAUUUGUAAAUUCUUCCACACGUCUGUUAAAAAACUGUCAGUGAAAUUUCUUCUCGAGUUGAACCGUCACAAUUACGUCACCCCCACGUCUUACCUGGAACUGAUCGCUGCGUUCCGCCAGCUCCUCACCAAGCAGCGGGACACGGUGAAAAAAGCCAAGAAAAGGUACACCAACGGCCUGGACAAGCUGGCAUUCGCAGAGUCCCAGGUGGGAGAGAUGAAGAAAGAGCUGGUGGAACUGCAGCCCAAACUGGAGACGGCAAAAGUGGAGAAUGCCAACAUGAUGAAGGUGAUCGAGGUGGAAUCAGCGGAGGUGGAAGCAAAGAGCAAGGUUGUGAAAGUCGAUGAGGAGGCAGCCACUGAGAAAGCCACGGAGGCCCAGGCCUUGAAGAACGAGUGCGAGAGUGAGCUAGCAGAGGCCAUUCCCGCUCUGGAGGCUGCCCUCUCCGCCCUGGACACGCUGAAGCCAUCGGACAUCACGAUAGUGAAGUCGAUGAAGAAUCCUCCGCAGGGCGUCAAGCUGGUGAUGGCCGCGAUUUGUGUGAUGAAACUGAUCAAGCCUGAGAGGAUCAAUGACCCUUCUGGAACUGGGGAGAAGAUUUUUGACUAUUGGGGACCAAGUAAGAAGUUGCUGGGUGAUAUGAAUUUCCUCCGGGAUUUGAGGGAAUAUGACAAGGAUAACAUUCCGGUCGCAGUCAUGCAAAAGAUACGUACGGAAUACCUCACCAAUCCCGACUUCGAUCCGCAGAAAGUGGUGAAAGCUUCAUCCGCAGCGGAAGGUCUGUGCAAAUGGAUCCUCGCCAUGGAGGUGUACGACCGCGUGGCCAAGGUCGUUGCCCCGAAGAAGGCUCGUUUAAAUGAGGCGCAACGAUCCUUGGCCGAGACCAUGGAGAUUCUGAACCAGAAGCGAGCGGAACUCAAGGACGUGGAAGACCACCUGGCGGACCUGAAGAAGACCUUUCAGGACAAGACUGAGGAGAAAGCGCAGCUGGAGUUUCAGGUGGACUUGUGUGCCAAGAAGUUGGAGAGAGCUGCAAAACUCAUUGGAGGAUUAGGUGGAGAAAAGUCAAGGUGGUCAAAGGCAGCCGACGAUCUCCAGCUGGUCUACGACAACCUGACUGGCGAUAUAUUGGUGUCAGCAGGUGUGAUCGCCUACCUGGGCGCAUUCACUGCAGCCUUCCGUCACGAAUGCAUCAUUGAUUGGACCAAUAUUUGCAAGUCUAAAAACAUCCCGUCUUCAGGUGAAUUUUCCCUGAGCAAGACCCUGGGCGACCCGAUUAUAAUACGGGCCUGGAACAUCGCUGGGUUACCCACGGACAGCUUCUCGAUCGAUAACGGAGUGAUUGUUAGUAACUCCAGGCGGUGGCCGUUGAUGAUUGACCCACAAGGACAAGCCAAUAAGUGGGUGAGGAACUCGGAGCGGGAUAACAAGCUGAGUAUCAUCAAGCUGACCGACCUGGACUACAUGCGCACACUGGAGAACUGCAUGCAGUUCGGCACGCCGCUCCUCCUGGAGAACGUGGCCGAGGAACUGGACCCAUCACUAGAGCCCCUCCUGCUCAAACAGACCUUUAAACAAGCGGGCGUGGAUUGCAUUAAGCUCGGGGAUGCCAUCAUGGAGUAUUCGGUGGAUUUCCGCCUCUAUAUCACCACCAAGCUGAGGAACCCGCACUACCUGCCGGAACUGGCGACAAAGGUGUCUCUGCUCAAUUUCAUGAUCACCCCCGAGGGUCUGGAGGACCAGUUGUUGGGGAUUGUUGUCGCUAAGGAGAGGCCUGAGCUGGAGCACGAGCGGAACGCCUUGAUCGUCCAGUCUGCGUCCAACAAAAAGCAGCUGAAGGAGAUCGAGGAUAAAAUCCUGGAGACCCUCGAGGGGUCGGAGGGGAACAUUCUGGAAGACGAGAGCGCCAUUAAAAUCCUCGACUCCGCCAAAAUCAUGUCCAACGAGAUCUCCAAGAAGCAGCAAGUGGCGGAGAGGACGGAGCUGAAGAUUGCGGAGUCACGUGAGGGAUACCGCCCCAUCGCCAAGCACUCUGCCAUCCUGUUCUUCAGCAUCGCUGACCUGGCCAACAUUGACCCCAUGUACCAGUACUCCCUCAGCUGGUUCGUCAACCUGUACGUCAACUCCAUCCACGACAGCAAUAAGUCAAAGAUCCUGGAGAAACGACUGCGUUAUCUGAACGAUCACUUCACGUAUAACCUGUACUCCAAUGUCUGCCGGUCUCUGUUUGAGAAAGACAAGUUACUCUUCUCCUUCCUGCUGUGCAGCAAUCUGCUUUUGGCCAAGCACGACAUCAACUACCAGGAGUUCAUGUUCCUGUUGACAGGCGGAGUGGGCCUACAGAACAAGUUGAAGAAUCCCGACCCGUCCUGGCUCCAGGACAGGAGCUGGGAUGAGAUUUGCCGAGCAAGUGAUCUGCAAAGUUUACACGGACUGAGGGAUCAUUUCUCCUCGAAUAUCGGGGACUGGCACAAGAUCUACGAGAGCAAGGAACCCCACAACCGGCCCCUGCCCAACCCUUGGGAUAAAAAGAUCAAUGAGCUGCAGAAGAUGAUUGUCCUGAGGACUCUCAGACCCGACAAGAUCAUUCCAGCGGUGGUGAACUUUGUGACGGAGAAACUAGGCAGGCGUUUUGUGGAGCCGCCUCCGUUCGAUUUAUCUAAGAGUUUCGGAGACUCCAACGCGACCAUUCCAAUUUUAUUUAUUCUUUCCCCGGGGGCCGAUCCAAUGGCAAGUUUACUGAAGCUGACAAACGACAAGAACAUGGACGGCAGCCAGUUCCAGGCCAUCUCUCUGGGCCAGGGCCAGGGUCCCAUUGCGGGGAAGAUGAUCAAGGAUGGCAUGCUCGACGGUUCCUGGGUGUGCCUGCAGAACUGCCACCUUGCCGUGUCCUGGAUGCCCACCUUGGAGAAGAUCUGUGAGGAGUUCAGCGCCGACACGUGUCACCCCGACUUCCGCCUCUGGCUCACCAGCUACCCCUCCCCAAAGUUCCCAGUCACCAUCUUACAGAACGGAGUCAAGAUGACCAACGAGCCUCCCACCGGCCUGAGGUUGAACCUCCUCCAGUCCUACCUCACUGACCCCAUCUCCGACCCAGCCUUCUUCAGCAACUGCGCUGGAAAGGACUUGGCCUGGGAGAAACUUCUCUACGGACUCUGCUUUUUCCACGCCAUCGUGCAGGAGAGGAGGAAGUUUGGACCUCUUGGCUGGAACAUUGCGUACGGGUUCAACGAGUCUGAUCUCCGGAUCAGCGUUAGACAACUCCAGCUCUUCAUCAAUGAGUACGACAGUGUUCCAUUCGAGGCCAUCACGUACCUAACUGGGGAAUGUAACUACGGGGGCCGUGUGACUGAUGACUGGGACCGGCGGCUGCUGAUGACAAUUCUGGCCGAUUUCUACAACAUUGAAAUGAUCGAGAAUCCCAGAUAUAUCUUCUCCCCCAGUGGGAACUACACAUCUCCCCCUCGAGGCACCUACAAUGACUACAUUGACUUCAUUAAGAAACUGCCUUCUACGCAGCACCCGGAAGUAUUUGGAAUGCAUGAAAAUGUAGACAUUUCAAAAGAUCUGCACCAAACCAAGAUACUGUUUGAUUCGCUGCUGCUGACCCAGGGAGGGAGUGGCCAGGGUGGUACCUCAGGGUCCAGUGAUCACAUGCUGGAGAACAUCGCCUCGGACAUCCUGACCAAGUUGCCGAAGGAUUUUGAUAUUGACAAUGCGCUGCUGAAAUAUCCGGUGAAAUAUGAAGAGAGCAUGAACACCGUGUUGGUGCAGGAGAUGGAGAGAUUCAACACCCUGAUCCGUACCUGCACCUUCACCCUGCAGAACCUGCAGAAGGCCAUCAAGGGGCUGGUGGUGAUGGACUCGGGGCUGGAGGCCCUGGCGGGGAGCCUGCUGGUGGGGAAACUUCCCGAGAGGUGGGCCAAACACUCCUACCCCAGCCUCAAACCGCUCGGCAGCUACAUCACCGACUUCCUGGCCCGCCUCGAGUUCCUGCAGAAAUGGUUUGAUGACUCGAAGCCCAAUGUCUUCUGGCUGUCUGGAUUCUUCUUCACCCAGGCGUUCCUGACGGGAGUCAUGCAGAACUAUGCCAGGAAGUACACCAUCCCUAUCGACCUGUUGGGAUUCGAGUACGAGGUCCUGCCCCGAGAUAUGAUGAUGAGAUCUCCUCAAGACGGAGCCUAUGUCCAUGGACUGUUCCUGGAUGGAGCCCGAUGGGACAGAAGCAGUGGCUUAAUAGCUGAACAGCUUCCAAAGCUCCUUUUUGAUGCAAUGCCUGUCAUCUGGAUUCAACCAAAUAAACGAGUCAACUUCAGGACUUCGUCGGACUACGUCUGCCCGGUCUACAAGACGAGCGAGCGCAAGGGGACGCUGUCCACCACGGGCCACUCCACCAACUUUGUCAUCGCCAUGAUGCUGCCCACCGACAAGCCCGUCGAACAGUGGAUCAAGCGAGGAGUGGCUCUGCUCUGCCAGCUGGACGACUAGCGGCAUGGACCUCUCUCUCUCUCUCUCAAAGGACGGCAAAACCAAACUCAACUCCUUCCAAAUGCGCUCCGUUAAAGCCACGUGCGUGCCCAACCCCCAUCUCAACUUAGCAUUCAUUCAAAAAUACUUUACUAUUGUUUUUUCGAAACUAUAUUAACUAUAAGAUAGAUGAUAUUUCUACUUAACACGGAUGAGGAUUCCUUUGUAUGUCUCGCCUUUCAUAGAUAAAAAAAGGUUACAUUUGGCGCAUUCCACAAGGAAUCAAAUGUGAAAAUCAGGUCAAAUUAAUAAAGACCAAAGUGUUUCUAAUUCACAAACAAUGUGUAAAUAUUCUCUGUUCAAGAAGGAACUGCAGAUGCUGGAAAAUCGAAGGUAGA
This is a messenger RNA of Leucoraja erinaceus (little skate), 12415 nucleotides long. It is a transcript of the gene dnah12, whose product is annotated as dynein, axonemal, heavy chain 12. The record is from RefSeq and is a predicted model, not a curated record. Gene Ontology annotation, biological process: microtubule-based movement. Lineage: Eukaryota; Metazoa; Chordata; Chondrichthyes; Rajiformes; Rajidae. Bases 123 to 12038 code for a protein of 3971 amino acids. Gene Ontology annotation, cellular component: dynein complex. The transcript is spliced from 74 exons. Gene Ontology annotation, molecular function: minus-end-directed microtubule motor activity; ATP hydrolysis activity; dynein light intermediate chain binding.